UAUCACUAUUUUAUUAUCACUAUUAAGCAUUUCCUAAAACCCAUUUCAUUUCUCACUCUCUCUCUUAAUUUAUUCAAACCUCUUUCUCUCUCUAAAAGUCACAAAUAUGGAGGAACGACAGCCCGACCAAGAACAACACUGCCAGGUCAUCACUCUCGGAACUCAUUACCCCCUCCUCCCCGGCCCCCAAUCAAACGACGAUGACGACGGCGGAUGCGCCUAUUCAAAGGCGGUUCUCGUUGUCGACAUGGUCUGGAACCUCGCCUUCGUGCUUGUCGCCGCCGCCGUCAUCCUAUCCACGUUCAACGAGCGUCCCUCCACUCCUCUGAGACUUUGGCUCUGUGGCUACGCCUUGGAGUGCGUUCUUCACGUGGCUUUUGUUUACUCUGAAUAUCGCCGUGAUUCCUUCUCUCACACUCCUUACAGCAUUGCGAAGAAGUUAGAGCCUAUGAACACACUGGCAUCAUCUGUUUGGUGGGUUUUUGGAUUUUAUUGGAUUGUUGUCGGUGGCCAACCACUUCUUGAAGAUUCUCCGCGCCUCUACUGGUUAACAGUGGUCUUUCUAGCCUUUGACGUAUUUUUUAUUAUCUUCUGCAUUGGGAUGGCUUGUAUAGUUUUCUUUGCUCUCUUCUGCAUCAUCCCAAUAAUAGCUUUAGCUUAUGCGUUAAGAAUCAGAGAAGGUGCUUCAGAAGAUGAUAUCAGGUCACUUCCUAUGUAUAGAUUUAGUCAGUCAAAUGUAAUGGUUAUGGUUGAUGAUGACAACAACAAGCAGCUUGUCAAACCAAGAAUCGGUUCAUACAAUCAAAGCCAUAUCAGCGAGUUAUCUCUUCAUCCUGAUGAUUCUGAAUGUUGUAUCUGCCUUAGUACAUACGUUGAUGGAACAGAACUGUAUCGGCUACCCUGUACCCACCAUUUUCACUGUGGAUGCAUCAGCCGAUGGCUUCGGACAAAAGCAACUUGCCCGCUCUGCAAAUUUAAUAUUCGAAGAGCCGACACAUUGGUUUAACAUUCUGUUGAUAAAGACUAGACGGCACUGAGGUUAAGUAUUGCUUGAGAGUUACAUGGACAACCAAAGUAAUUGCUAAUCUGCUGACUAGUGUUGGUAUAUAAUAUAUUAGUAGAAAAAGAAAAAAGAAAAAAGAAAUGCCCCACCAUUUCAUCUUAGGAUUUUAGUUUUCAUAAAGGUAUUUUAACUUUUGAAUAUCCUUAAGUUAGUUUAUGAUGGGGUUAUAUGUAUGUAUAUAUUGUGGGGCCAGUCGGGAAGGUCUCCCCCAUAAUUUGUACUUAUAAGGCUAUUACAAAAGGCUAUUACAAAAACAAUUUUCUGUACA
Molecule: messenger RNA, 1331 nt
Organism: Vicia villosa (hairy vetch)
Lineage: Eukaryota; Viridiplantae; Streptophyta; Magnoliopsida; Fabales; Fabaceae
Product: E3 ubiquitin-protein ligase At1g12760-like
Exons: 4
Coding region: 107-1006 (299 amino acids)
Source: RefSeq, a predicted model, not a curated record